AAAUUCUACAGUGCCAGACGUGUCCAGGACCAUUUUCCAGAGAGCAUAUGCAUGAUCCAGAAGAGGAGCUGGAAAAUAUCAAAAUGUUUGGCACCAAUUCAACUCAUUGUAAGGCAUGGUGGUGGUCCCAUGUGAGAUUUUGAGGCAAAACUUUCUUGCAUCAAUGAAAGCAUCGAAGAUGAAAUGUGGCUGCAGGUCUUCCAGCAUGACAAUAAUCAUAAACCUAACAAUGAAGGAGUGGCUCCCUCAAAGCAUUUCAAAGACAUUGAGUGGCCUUGCGAGUGUUCAGACCUCGACCCCAGAGAAAAUCAGAAUCAUUUGAUGUUCAAAGGAGGCGAGUGCAACGUCUCAUCAGCGAACUGUCAGAUACUGCACUGUAGCGUAUGCGCAAGGACACGGGCCUCAAUCCAAGCCUCAAGGUUACAAGUGUAUUGUUUACUUUUUCCCCACUCAUGUUGUGGCUUUUACGUUGCCCUGACCUGGCUCAUAACCCAAGUCGACAGCCUAUAAAGAAGAAGCGCUUGUGCUUGUGCAGCUUCAUUGCAGCAUUUGUGUCCGUCUUAUUUUCAUCGACCUUCUUAUGGAGCUGAUGUCUGCUUGUGAACGGACCACGACUGUGGUAGACUUGGAAGCGAUGGCGGCGGAACUGGCCCCUGCUUCCCGGAAUGCAACCGUGGGGGCAUCAAUUGGGAUUUCCGUGGCAACCAGAAGUUUGCUUUUACUCAUCUGCCUGCUGCUGGUUGCUUGCGGGCACACGGACAAGCGUCGAGUACCAGGUCCAUAUUUUUGCCUGGGAUUGGGGCCGCUUCUGUCAUACCUGAGAUUUAUUUGGACGGGCAUAGGCACAGCCAGCAAUUACUACAACGACAAGUAUGGUGACAUUGUCAGAGUUUGGAUUGAUGGAGAAGAGACGCUCAUUCUCAGCAGAGCAUCGGCAGUGCACCACGUUUUAAAGCAUGGACAUUACAUCUCACGGUUUGGCAGCAAAUUAGGACUGAGCUGCAUCGGGAUGAAUGAGAGAGGGAUUAUAUUUAACAACAAUGUCACCCAGUGGAAAAAAAUACGUACCUAUUUCACCAAAGCCUUGACGGGGCCGGGCCUUCACCAGACCUUGGAGGUGUGCGUGUCUUCCACGCAGAACCACCUGGAGCACUUGAGGAAGGCUGUGGGAGGAGACGGGCUGACAAACGUGGAUGUCCUCAAUCUGUUGCGCUGCACUGUGGUCGACAUCUCCAAUAGACUCUUCUUGGAUGUGCCCUUCAAUGAGAAGGAGCUGAUGCAGAAGAUUUUAAAGUAUUUUGAGACAUGGCAGACAGUCCUGAUCAAACCUGACGUCUACUUUAAGUUUGACUGGAUUCACCAAAGGCACAAGUCGGCAGCCCAGGAGCUCCAACAUGCCAUUGAGGACCUCGUGGAGCAUAAAAGAAGAGAAGUGGAGCAAGCGGAGAAACUAGACAACAUCAACUUUACUGCCGAGCUCAUAUUCACACAGAACCGUGGCGAGCUUUCCGCUGAGAACGUGACUCAGUGCGUGCUGGAAAUGGUGAUCGCCGCACCGGACACUCUUUCGGUCAGCCUCUUCUUCAUGCUGCUGCUUCUCAAACAGCAUCCACAUGUGGAGCUGCAGCUGCUCCAGGAAAUAGACAGCGUCAUGGGUGAGCGACCCCUGCGAAAUGAUGACCUUCACAAGCUGCAAGUUCUGGAGAGCUUCAUCAAUGAAUGCUUGCGCUUCCACCCUGUGGUGGACUUCACCAUGCGGCGUGCACUGUGUGACGACAUCAUUGAUGGCUACCGUGUCCCAAAGGGCACAAAUAUCAUUCUGAACACCGGCCGCAUGCAUCGCACAGAGUUCUUCCCCAAACCCAACGAGUUGAAUCUACAAAACUUUGAAAAGAAUGCGCCACGUCGUUACUUCCAGCCAUUCGGAUCGGGCCCUCGAGCAUGUGUAGGCAAACACGUUGCUUUGCUCAUGAUGAAAUCAAUCUUGGCGACGCUGCUCUCUCAGUAUUGCGUGUUCCCUCAUGAGGGUUUGACUCUGGACUGCCUCCAGCAGACCAACAACCUCUCCCAGCAGCCUGUUGCGCAUCAGCAGGACAGCCAAAGUCUCGCCAUGACUUUCUUACCCAGAAAGAGAGGACACUGGGACCCUCGUUGAGACUUUUUGGUUGCCUUUUCCGUUUCCAGACAUUUAUAUAGUGACUACAUAAGUACAGUAUAAUAUUGCUUACUUAUUCAAUGAGUUCAUCUUAUUUAAUGUAAACAAUUGCCAAGUGGAUAUAUUACAUAAAUUGAGCUACUAUGUGUUUUACUG
Messenger RNA from Syngnathus typhle (broad-nosed pipefish), 2311 nucleotides. It is a transcript of the gene cyp19a1a, whose product is annotated as aromatase. The record is from RefSeq and is a predicted model, not a curated record. The transcript has 9 exons. Bases 581 to 2155 code for a protein of 524 amino acids. Gene Ontology annotation, molecular function: monooxygenase activity; heme binding; oxidoreductase activity, acting on paired donors, with incorporation or reduction of molecular oxygen. Lineage: Eukaryota; Metazoa; Chordata; Actinopteri; Syngnathiformes; Syngnathidae.